Molecule: messenger RNA, 765 nt
Organism: Trichomonas vaginalis G3
Lineage: Eukaryota; Parabasalia; Trichomonadida; Trichomonadidae
Product: glycine-rich protein family
Exons: 1
Coding region: 1-765 (254 amino acids)
Source: RefSeq, a predicted model, not a curated record
AUGAUCAAAGGAGGAUAUGGUGGCGGUGGAUCUGCUGCUAAUUGGUAUCCAUCCCCAAUUAUUUAUGGUGCAGGAAGCGGAGGCGGCCAAACCGCUGUUAAAUUCGAGAAGAAUACUCUUUGGCAUCGCGUAAUCGUAAGCGGCGGCGGCGGUGGAUCCGAUAAUUACUAUGAAACCGACCUAAUUGGAAAAAUGGACGAUGGAUCAGGAGGUGCUGGCGGUGGGUUUAGUGGACAAGGAUUUUGGAUUGAUGGUGAGUACGUAUCUACUAAGCUUGCAACAUCAAGUUCUGGUUUCACAUUUGGAAAUGGUGAAUCUGCCCAAAGAUAUGGUUCCAAGAACGAAAAAGGAUUCAAGCCUGAAAAGGGAGAUAGUGAUAGGCCUGGUGCUGGCGCUGGAUGGUUUGGAGGCUUCGCUGGGCAUCACGGAAACGGUGGUGCCGGUGGAGGUUCUUCAUCGGCUUUGUCAUCGGAUGCUUACAUACCAGAAGACUUAAUUACAGCAUAUGAUAAUAAUUACGAGGAAUUUGAGUCUCACUAUUAUGAAUUUAAUAAACAAUCGGGAUACCUUUUCCAAAAUGUAGUGUCAUAUCCUGGUGUUUGGGAAGGCAAUGGAAAACUUGUGAUUACUGUUCUUAAACAAGAAUAUUAUAAUUAUAUUAUAUCAGGUUGUAAAUUGAAGGCUUAUAGUAAUAAUUAUAUUUGUCAACUUGGAUUUGGAUCUGUUUAUCUCAUUAACUUAAUCAUGUAUUUAGGAUUUUUUUAA